Messenger RNA from Macrosiphum euphorbiae (potato aphid), 1725 nucleotides. The record is from the annotation of a GenBank genome assembly. Lineage: Eukaryota; Metazoa; Arthropoda; Insecta; Hemiptera; Aphididae.
AUGCCACCAUACAUAAGAUUUUCAUCACAUGAUAUUAAAGGUGAAUCAUUUCCAGUGUGUUUGAAAUGGUUAUUAAAGUGGAAAAUAAGUUCUACUACUCCAAUUGUUGUACGUCGGACAAUUCAAAACAGUGGUUUUAAACUCGAAAGGAGUGGUUUUAUAGUUCAACAUACAACUGAUCUUUCAGACAUAAGUAGUAAUCAAUCCAAUCAAAAUCCCAUCUCUUUACAAAAUCACUGUGGUGUUACACCUCCUGUAGUUGACACUUACUGUGGUGUAGCUUCUCCACCUAAUGAAUUCAUGAUGUUACCACGAUCCAAAUCGAAUGAUUGGGUGGGAACUUGGGAUAAACAAAUGAAAUCGUUAUGUUUCAAGACACUUUGGGAACAGCAAAAACUGAACCAUUUCCCAGGUACUUUUCAAAUUGGUCAUAAAGAUAGGUUGUGGAAAAAUUUGCAACGGUUAAUGUUAAAAUAUGGCAAAGAACAUUUUGGCUUUAUACCCACAUCAUAUAUAUUACCUCAAGAAGUUAGAAUUUUACGACGAGUUUGGGAGAAAAAUGAUCAAUACAAAUGGAUUAUUAAACCACCAGCAUCUGUUAGAGGAUCUGGAAUUCGUGUUAUAUCAAAAUGGUCUCAAAUACCAAGGAAUAUACCUUUAGUUGUACAAAGUUAUUUGAAAAAGCAGCCCACCGGGAAAACUCCCGAAUUCCCGGUGGCCCAAUCCGCCCCUGGACUCUAUAUACUCAUCACUUCAAUCAAUCCUCUUCGUUUGUAUCUUUAUGAUAAUGGGCUUGUACGUUUUGCUUCAGUUAAGUAUUCAUCUGAUCUUACCACUAUAUCUGAUAGAUAUAUGCAUUUGACAAAUUACAGCAUUAACAGACUUAGUAGUCAGUAUACUGAAAACGAAGAUGCUGAUGCAUGUCAAGGUCAUAAAUGGACGUUACGUUCACUAUGGACGUAUAUGGAGAAUGAACGCAAGAUUGAUGUUAAACAAUUAUGGAAGAGCUUAGAAGAUCUAGUUGUAAAAACGGUCAUUAGUGGUGAAUCACCUAUGAGUCAAAUGUGUAGUUCAAAUCUGAGCAAUAGAUAUAACGCAUAUGAGUUAUUUGGAAUAGAUGUUUUGUUUGAUGAAUAUCUUAAACCUUGGAUAUUAGAGGUAAAUAUAUCUCCUUCAUUACAUUCAUCUUCUCCACUUGACUUGGCUGUCAAAGGACCAUUAGUCAAAGAUCUCCUGAAUAUGGCUGGUUAUCAUAUCCCAAACAAUAUGGACCAUAAUACACAUUAUUAUUUACGCAAGGUGUUAGGAGUCAAAUCAACACUAUGUUAUGACAAGAGAUUAUAUACAUUGAAUUUAUCUGCUAAAGAAAAAGAAAAACAAGAAUAUUAUACAAAUAUUGAAUCUAGAGAAGAAUAUAUUGAUAGCAUAUUGGAAGAUCUAUUACCAGAUGAUAUUCGACAUCUUAUUGUGUAUGAAGAUGAACUUACACAAGUUGGCUCAUUUCAGAAAGUAUUUCCAACCACUUCAUCUUUUAAAUAUCAUAAAUACUUCAAUAGCUCCAGAUAUUAUAAUAUGCUUCUUGAUGCAUGGGAAUGUAAAUAUAGUAACAACAGAGGAGAAGGUAUUACUGUGCUAGAAAAGUUAUGCCAGUUAAAAAUUCACCUGGAAGUGCCAGACAUUGAUGAAGAAGAAGGAAAAGUAACACAUUCAAUUAUCAAAAUAUAA